CUCUUCAUCCGUUUCUUCUCUUUAGCAAGCAAAGAUAAAAAAGAAUACCAUUUUUCUUGUUGUUUAUUAGGAAAAAGUUUGCUUUCCUUUUUUUGGUCUACGGGGGCUUACUGCUUCAGCUCUCUCUCAUAAAGCCGUCCCUGAGAUCUACUUGUACGCCACUAUAAUAUGAUUUGAGAGAUUAUUGGAAGUUGAAAUCUGAGGAGAGAGAGAGAAGAGAAGAGGGGGGACAGAGUGGAGCUUACAGAGACGAAGGUAAAACGAAACGGCUCAUCAUCUUCUAAUCUCUCAAACCCUACUCAUUCAAGUUUAUCCACCAUUUUCUUCUUCCGUCACUGUUGUAGUACGGAUUGUAUUAUGAUUUCCCUGGUGGGUCAUUGGUUUAAUUCGAGAAAGUUUGGCAAUUUGACCUUUGGAAAGUCGCACAAAUAGAGGAGGAGCUCUUCUCUUUCUGCUUUUUUCUUCUUCUUCUUCUUGUGAUGGAUUGCUUCUGAUAAAUGAUAAAUCCCAGCUAUGGCUGUCUUGUCUAAUUCCUUGUGGUUUAUGGUGCACCAGGAAUAGAUGUUAAAGGGUUGAAAAUUUCCUCCUUAUCAGUGCCAGAAUUUCUCUCAAGUUGGAUUGCAACUUUUUGUCAUGAUCUGGAGAUGAGCAGAAGAUUUCAUUCAACAUCUUGCUGUGGGAGCAUUCAAGUUAUUCUAAAUAAAACCUUUCGCCUUGUGUCGGAUGAUCACAGCUAGUGAAAAGAGUUGCUUGAUGACAUCAUCCUACAAAUAUCAGAUGAGGCGAUCUCAUCAGGGUUAUUUUUGGCCUAAUUCAGCUGCAAACAUGCUAUUGCCUCCUGUAUAUGUGUGUAUAUCAAGUAUUUGAAGACAGUGAAGUAGUGCUUGGGGUGCACUCUGUAAAGUGCGUUCACCUGGUUAAGUCACAGAAGAUUGUUUUUUGAAUGAUUAGAUCGCAAGUGGAGCUUUUCCUUUGACGUGCUAGCGUAAUACUAUAGCCGUGAGUUGCAUUAGUGGCAGAGCUGUUCAAUAUAAUGGAAAGACAGUCGGGGAGUGCUAACCACCUACCAGCUGUUCUUCGGCGGUUACUUCCUGCUGUUGGACCUGGGCUUUUAAUUUCAGUAGCAUAUGUUGACCCUGGGAAGUGGGCAGCCACCGUGGAAGGGGGUUCCCGUUUUGGAGUUGAUCUACUCCUGCCAAUGUUCAUUUUUAAUUUGGCAGGAAUAUUGUGCCAGUAUCUAUCAGCUAAAGUGGGUAUUAUUACUGGUAGAGAUCUUGCCCAGAUUUGCAGUGAGGAGUAUAACAAAUUCACAUGCAUGUUCCUAGGAGUUCAAACAGCAAUUUCAGUGGCGGCAUUGGACCUCAGCAUGAUACUUGGCAUUGCUCAUGGGCUUAAUCUUCUUCUUGGGGUGGACUUGCCAACAUGUAUCUUCUUAACUGCUGUUGAUGCUGUGUUGUUUCCAUUUUUUGCUGCCAUUCUGGAGAAAUACAAGGGAUAUUUCCCAUCCAUAUUUGUGGCAGGGUUUGUGUUGCUCUUCUAUUUUCUUGGGGUCCUCAUUAGUCAACCAGAGGUUUCUCUUUCAAUGAAUGGGAUGCCGAUGAAGUUAAGUGAGGAAAGUGCAUUCGCUCUGAUGAGUCUUCUUGGAGCAAGCAUUAUGCCUCACAACUUCUAUAUGCAUUCUUCCAUCGUUCUGCAUCAUCAGAAAUCUCCAAAUGUUUCCAAAAGUGCCUCAUGCUAUGACAAUUUUUUCGCAAUCUUAUGCAUCUUCAGUGGCAUUUUUCUGGUGAACUAUGUGCUUAUGAAUUCAGCUGCGAACGUGUUCCACAGUACUGGCCUUGUUUUGGUUACCUUUCCGGAUGCAAUGUCACUCAUGGAACAGGUGUUUCGCAAUCCAGUGGCACCUCUGUUCUUUGUAGUAAUUUUAUACCUUUCAAAUCAAAUCUCAGCAUUAACUUGGAACAUUGGUGGGCAAGUAGUUCUGAAUGAUUUCCUCAGCCUCGAUAUACCUAACUGGUUACAGCGAGCUACUACUAGAAUUCUUGCCAUUGUCCCGGCCCUUUAUUGUGUAUGGACUUCUGGAGUUGAAGGGGCAUACCAAUUGCUCAUAUUUUCUCAGGUUAUAGUAGCCCUGCUGCUACCAGCUUCUGUUAUACCACUAUUCCGAAUUGUUUCAUCAAGGGCAAUAAUGGGAGCACACAAAAUCUCUCAAUUUCUUGAGUUCUUGGCAAUUGUUGCAUUCAUGGGGAUGCUAGGAUUGAAGAUCAUAUUUGUGGUGGAAAUGAUUUUCGGGGAUAGUGACUGGAUUGGUAAUUUGAGAUGGAACAUGGGUAGCAGUUCUUCUCUUCCUUAUGUUGUACUUCUCGCAACUUCUUUUUCAUCAUUCUGUUUGAUGCUUUGGCUAGCAGCAACACCUUUGAAAUCUGCAACAACUCAGGUAGAGGCUGCUCAAGCAUUGAGCUGGGAUGCCAAGCAGACUGUGCAGGAGCCAUCGAUGCGUAUUAGAGAUGAAAAGUAUCUGGGUGGUAGUAGGUAUGGAGAAGGCCACGUUCAUAGACAGGAAGCUGCUGCACCAACCCCAGUGAAGUCCUUUGUGGGCUACUCAGACAGAAGUGUCUUAAAUCCUGAUCCCUAUCUGCCUGAAACUAUUAUGGAGUCUCAUGAGGAUUUUCAUUUGACACCUAUUGAAGAGAAUCAGCCUGAUAUGAAUUUUCCUUGCCCUCUGAAACUGAAUCAGGAAUCAGCACCUUCAACAGAAUUGACAUCAGUGUCCAAGGCAUCAGCUAAUGUAGUUGUUGCUGCUGAUCUUGAUUAUUUACAUGAGUCAAAGAUGAAGGUUGUUGAAUCACUUGAACCAGUUGAGAAGACUGUGAGUGUGGAAGGUGAUUUCCUCGGAGAAAAAGAGGAUGACGAGGGAGAUACCUGGGGGGAACCUGAAGAUUCAUCAUCCAAAGGUGUUCCUGGGAGCAUCUCAUCUUUGACCUCUGAUGGUCCAGCUUCUUUCAGAAGUCUCAGUGGAAAAUCUGAUGACGGUGGGAAUGGUGCUGGAAGUCUUUCGAGACUGGCAGGGUUGGGCAGAGCUGCUAGGCGUCAAUUAGCUACGGUUCUUGAUGAAUUCUGGGGGCAGUUGUAUGAUUUCCAUGGUCAAGCAACACAGGAUGCCAAGAAUAGAAGGAUUGAUCUGCUACUUGCUGCUGAUUCUUCAAAGAUUUCAUCAUUUUCCUUCCUGAAAGUCGACCCUCCCCUUGGAAAAGAAUACAGUAGUGGGUAUAAUCCAUCAGCAUUGGCCAGUGGUAGAGGAUCACCGGAUUCUUUCAUGAAUUCAAGUUUCUGUGAUUCUCCCAGGCAGCAGCAGCAGCUUAUGAUGCAGCAGAACACUCUUGAAUGUUCUUCAUAUGCUGGUGGGGCUCAAAGAGUAUCUUCCUCCUCAUUAUGGCCCAACCGCAGUCAGCUGCUGGAUUCAUAUGUACCAGCACCACCUAACUCAGGUGUGGUGGACCCUUCUGAAAGACGAUAUUCUAGUAUGCGGUCGCUACCACCGUCUUCUGAUGGCUGGGACAACCAGCCAGCUACCAUACAUGGUUAUCAGAUUGCUUCCAUUGCGAACCGGAUUGCCAAGGAGAGGAGUGCUAAUGGCUUGAAUGGUAGAAUGGAAUCUCUCUCUCCAAUUUCUUCAUCCAUGAGCAGCAUGCGGAACUACAGGGAUCCACAUGCAGCAAUUGCCUUGGGUCAGAGAUUACAGAAUGGAUUAAGCUCUCCACAACAGGCAACAGCAGGAUAUCAGAACCUUGCCUCAUCCAGAAACAACUCGUUACAGUCUGAAAGACAAUACUAUGAUGUUGUUGGCUCUCCUGUUUCUGUUGUUGACAAUGCAGGAGGACCAACGGGUACUAGUACAAAGAAGUACCACAGUUUGCCCGACAUUUCAGGAAUUGCUGCCCCUUACAGGGAGCUAUAUCUAUCCGGGAAGAGUAAUGCUCAGUGGGACAAGAAUUCUGCUGGUGGUUUUGGCUCCUCCUUAGGGGGGAGAACGAGUUAUGACCCUUCCUUUUAUGGAGAUGCUUUCUCCUUUCCCACCACCACUGCACCAAGUACAGGAGGAUCUCUUUGGUCAAAACAGCCGUUUGAGCAGUUUGGUGUGGGGGAUAAAAGCCGUGCAGUAGGUGUGGGUAGUGCCUUAGGAGGAGGAAGCAACAGGCCUAACUCAACUACCCAUCGUGAAGCUAGUAGCUCCAUAGUGGAUGCUGAAGCUCAACUUCUUCGGUCCUUCAGAUGCUGCAUUGUAAAGCUGCUGAAAUUAGAAGGCUCUGAUUGGUUGUUUAGGCAAAACGAUGGUGCUGACGAGGACUUGAUUGACCGUGUGGCAGCACGGGAGAGGUGUUUGUACGAAGCUGAAGCAAGAGAGAUGGGGCAGCAUGGGGUGGUCCACCACCUGGGCAUUGAGUCUCAAAGCAGUAGUGAUAAGAAGCAGCAAGGUGGUGGUUCUGGGCAGAAGAAUGACGAGGCCAAUAGCAUCGCCAACAUCUUGGUUUCCUCAGUUCCUCACUGUGGAGAAGGCUGUGUGUGGAAGGUUGAUUUGAUCGUGAGCUUUGGGGUUUGGUGCAUUCACCGGGUUCUUGAUCUAUCGCUCAUGGAAAGCCGGCCUGAGCUUUGGGGGAAAUACACUUAUGUGCUCAAUCGCCUUCAGGGGGUUGUGGAGCCAGCAUUCAUGAGACCGCGAACUCCCAUGCAGCCAUGCUUCUGCCUGCAACUCUCAGCAGCGCACCAGCAGAGACUGUCGUCGCCUCAACCAAAUGGGAUGCUGCCUCCUACGGCGAAACCAGGUAGAGGUGGGAAAUGCACGACAGCAGCCAUGGUGUUGGACUUGAUCAAGGAUGUGGAGAUCGCCAUUUCAUGCAGGAAGGGUCGAUCAGGGACAGCUGCAGGGGAUGUGGCUUUCCCCAAGGGUAAAGAGAACCUGGCAUCCGUCCUGAAACGGUACAAGCGGCGGCUGUCCAACAAGCCCGUCGGGAAGUGAAAGAGCAAGUAAGAUGGAUGAUGCAAUAUGUUAAAAUUUGGUGGUGGGGUUAGUUAACUGAAGAGAUGCUGAUUAAGCGAAGAAUGUGAAUCGAGGGGGGCAUUUUCUGUUACUGGUUUUCUCUCUGAUCUCUCACUUGUAACAAAAGGGGGGAGAAAAUAUGUUAAAGAGCAGGGAAACGUUGGGUGGGUGCUUGCCCCCUUUAUGUUGCAUAUACAUAGGAUUUUUACCAACAGACGACAGCUUAACGCUACUUGUUCUACUUCUACAUCUACUUCUGCUUGGGGAUGGAUAAUGAAUGUAAAAUAGCAGGCAGCGGCAGGAAAACAAAGUUAUGAAAAGAUCUGGGUGCAAGCCAAACAAAUCAUUUCCCAGUUUCUGUUGCUUUUGGCGAUUUCCCAAUAUCUUAAUAGGAGUAGUAGUUUGGUGAAGCUGCGAAACAUACCCAUUUAUCUG
Molecule: messenger RNA, 5470 nt
Organism: Linum tenue
Lineage: Eukaryota; Viridiplantae; Streptophyta; Magnoliopsida; Malpighiales; Linaceae
Source: the annotation of a GenBank genome assembly